AUUAGAAUAGGAUUCGAGUUUGCAUAAGCAUGGAUGAACUACAAGUUCCAGACUUUUUUUCUCAUACGACUUCCAGUACUACCACGAACACAAAUACUUCGGACAGAAACGGGCACACACUGGAACAGGCUUAAUUAGACACGUGACUUAUUGCGUCGACGUCAUACUGUCAAAGUUUAAAGGUCGCUGUUUUCCCGCGAAGUUCCAAGCCUAUUAUUUGUGAGCUCGCCGUCUUGGCUGGCUUUUAAACUUUAAUUUUAUCUGACGUUUUUACUGAAAACACAAUGCCCAAACGAACUUAUCCUUUCAGUGAAACUUUUUCCCUGCAGCACAAAAUGCACAUUGGACAGAAAGAAGUGAACCAAGGAGUGUCUGGCAAUAAAUACCGACAGGAGGUUUAUGAGAAAACGAAGAACUUGCUCUUCAGUGGAACAAAAGCAAUUAUGGGGAAAAUCUGGAAGGCAGAUGAUGACAGUAGAAGACGUCCUGAUCAGUCGCCCAGCCCGGCUGCAGCGCUUAUGCGGGGACAGACUUUGAUAGGACAGGACGGGACACUGAAAAGAAACUCUGCCGUCUCCAACGCUGUUGCCUCUGGGGUUCCUGCCUGCUCUGUGUGUCUGAAGCCUGCCAGUGUGAAGGAGUCGUGUGCACAGUGUGAGCGCUCCACCUGCAGGGCCUGCAGUAGAACAUGCAGCAGCUGUACCAGUGUGUGCUGCUCUGUGUGCACAGUCACAGAUUACAGUGACCGCUAUGACAGAGUGCUAUGCUGCGACUGCGCUGCCUAAUGAAGGGAGGUGAAAUCUGCUGGACUGGCAAAUCUUUUUCCAUAUAAAGUUUCUGGAUUUUUUUUUUUUGUAUAUAUGUAAUGUGAUUUUGAUUAAACAUUUAAAUUAUUUUAUACAGUUCCAAAUAUUUACACACUCUUCCCUGUGUAUGUCUGAAAUUCAAAUAUAUGUUUUAAUGCUUUAGCAUGGGCUGUUGAUCAAAACUUGACUAAAGUGUUGUAGCACAUCAGAGUUGGCAGAGGAUUCUUCAUACUUGCAGCAUAGUAUGUAUUCAUUCUACUUCCUGCAAUUCUAAAGCUGUAUGCAGUUUUAAUAUAUUAAUACUGGUCAUUGUCCCUGUUUUACGUGGUUUUUUUUUUUUUUUUCCUCCCUUAAAUCUUAGUGUAGAAAUUGCUGAAAUGUGAAGUUUUAGUACUUGUGUUCAUACCAGCAGUAUGACAUGUUCACAUCACUCAACCAGCAGAUGGCAGCAAACACCCAUGCUUUACUAAUGGUGUUUUGGCAAUCAAAUCACAUCAUGUUUCAAAGAGGACCCCAUCUGAACUACACUGAUACAAAGGAAUAUCCAGAGAUGUGUUCAGAAUUAUAAAUCCCCAAAUACUGUAUUGAAAACCAUGAAUGCAAAGGUGCCCUUUGUCAGCAUAUUCUUUACCCCACUCCACAAGUGUGGGGUGUGUGUUACCACCAAGGGCACAAAUAACAGCCUGACACUAAUUAUGCAAGCUUGAAAUGAGUGUGUCCGAGUGCCACGAUACACAUGCCUAAUAUAUGUAGAGUAGUAUACAGGGUCAGCCGGGGUCCUAUUCUGUGUAGUUCAGAAAGUGAUUGGGGAGAGAACAAAACUGCCAUGAAUUUGGCUUCACUAAAUCCAGAGCAAUUGGGAAAUGGUGAUGUUUUACGAAUGAGAGCUUUCAUUUUUAAACCUUAGGCUUUUUAAUUAACACUCAAUUAUAUAUCGUGGCCCUAAAGGACACACA
This is a messenger RNA of Polyodon spathula (Mississippi paddlefish), 1762 nucleotides long. RefSeq names its product apoptosis regulatory protein Siva-like. The transcript has 4 exons. NCBI's taxonomy places the organism in Eukaryota, Metazoa, Chordata, Actinopteri, Acipenseriformes, Polyodontidae. The record is from RefSeq and is a predicted model, not a curated record. Gene Ontology annotation, molecular function: CD27 receptor binding. Gene Ontology annotation, biological process: extrinsic apoptotic signaling pathway. Bases 285 to 785 code for a protein of 166 amino acids.